Messenger RNA from Xenopus laevis (African clawed frog), 1274 nucleotides. It is a transcript of the gene apobec2.L, whose product is annotated as apolipoprotein B mRNA editing enzyme, catalytic polypeptide-like 2 L homeolog. Gene Ontology annotation, biological process: cytidine to uridine editing. Bases 22 to 735 code for a protein of 237 amino acids. Lineage: Eukaryota; Metazoa; Chordata; Amphibia; Anura; Pipidae. The transcript is spliced from 2 exons. Gene Ontology annotation, cellular component: cytoplasm; nucleus. Gene Ontology annotation, molecular function: RNA binding; cytidine deaminase activity. The record is from RefSeq and is marked provisional.
CUUUUUCUCUGUUUAUUCACAAUGGCACAGAGGCAAAAUAAUUCACAGUCUUCCAAGGAUCCUAUCAAUAACACAGAGAAAGCAGAGAAAGAAGAGAAAGCAGAAAAUGGCGAGGGAAAUUCCAAAAAGAAAGAACUAGAGGAGUUGCCUCCCUUUGAAAUAGUGGAGGGGAGUCGCAUCCCUGCUUCUUCUUUCAUGUUUCAGUUUAAGAACGUGGAGUACAGUUCUGGACGUAACAAGACUAUUCUGUGCUACACUGUGGAAAGACCUGAGGCUCAAAUAUUCCAUGGAUAUUUAGAGGAUGAACAUGUCUCAGCUCAUGCCGAGGAAGCUUUCUUUACAUCUGUCCUGCCUCAGUUUCUCACCUCAGGGUCAGUCACUGUAACUUGCUAUGUGUCAUCUAGUCCAUGCGUUACUUGUGCUGCCUCCAUAGCUCAAUGCCUGCGGAAAAACAAAACUGUACGAAUACAGCUGGCAGUGGCCCGGCUAUUCCAAUGGGAGGAGCCCGAGAUCCGAAGGGCCCUGAAAGGCCUCCGCUCCGCAGGUUGCCAAGUCAGAAUGAUGAGGGGUGCUGACUAUAUUUAUGUGUGGAAGAACUUUGUUGAGCCUGACAUCACCCUGGAUGAUGAGGGAAUGGAGGUAGUGAAGGAUGAGCAUCAAGACUUCAUACCCUGGGAAGAUUUGGAGGAAAACUCCAGGUAUUAUGAAGAGAAGCUGGCAGAGAUUCUAAGAUAAAGGAACAGAACUUUGGCAAAAAAGUGAUAUAGGUUGAUUGGCGUUUAAUUUUUGGACAGUUUGUUAUGUGUGUGUGUUUGGUUUCUCCCUAGUUUCUCUAAUAUCUUCUGUGGGCAAAAAUGCCAGUUUUUAACAAAUAAACCGCUGCACUUACAUUUGGAGUUUUUACUGUAGAAUGGUAAAUAAACUGUAUGAAACCAGACAUACCAACAGAAAAUACUGCUGCUUUGUGCAGGGCUGUUGACAUUACAGCGGGGCAUCAGGGAUGUUUUUCAAUGAGUAAGUCCAGGUUUUAUUUUUGCUUCACUUGCAUAUUUGAUGAGGAUACACUGAAAUCCUGUCUAACCAUCCAUCUCAGUUCCUUGGUCUCUUGUUAUUGUAUAAUAGUUAGUCCUGGGUUAGAACAAGCAUCAAAAAGAGGUAUUAUUUGUAAAAUGGAUUUCUUAUAAUUAACAGUCUGCUUGUUUUCUCGGCUGGUCAUAGACUAGUAGACUAGGACAAAUUUAUUUUAUGUAAUGUAAUAAAUAAUAUACGCCCAG